AUGGCGGAAGAACCCUUGACACCAUUCGGACAGGCGCUUGCCGGCGCGCUCGGAGGUGUAUUUUCCAAUGCUGUCAUCUACCCGCUGGAUACAGUCAAGACACGCAUCCAGGCUGGGCAGAAGUCCGCUGUGGUAGCAGGAAAAGAGGCACGAGACCCCAAGGACCCCUCCAAGACCAUCGUCACUGUGCCUCAGAACGCCGGCAUGAUCAAAGGUAUUCUCCACAUUAUCCGUAGCAAGGAAGGCGUCGCUGGCUUGUACAAGGGCUUCGGUGCCAGCAUGGUGAAUACGUUCUCGACAGGGUUUGCCUACUUUUAUUGGUACUCGGUGGUGCGCACGCUCUAUCAGAAGCGUCUGGCGCAGCGUAGCGCCUCGGGUGUUGCUGUGCUGAGCACCGCUGCUGAGCUUGUGUUGGGUGCCAUCGCCGGUGCGCUCGCACAAAUCUUCACCAUUCCUGUUAGCGUCAUUGCGACUCGACAGCAGCUCGGCACUACCGAAAACGCCAAGGACGGCAAGCCGACCGACGAGAGCUUCUUGGGAGUGGCCAAGGACAUUCUCAAGGAAGACGGCGUUACCGGCUUGUGGCGUGGACUCAAGCCUUCGCUGGUGCUCACCGUCAAUCCCGCCAUCACGUACGGUGUAUUUGAGCGCGUCAAGACCAUCAUUCUUGCCACGUCGCUCGAUGGCAAGAUGACGCCCGGCAAGUCGUUCCUGGUCGGAGCGCUGUCCAAGACGUUGGCCACAGUGGUCACUUUCCCCUACAUCUUGAGUAAGAUUCGCUUGCAAGCCAAGAACACAAAGUACAACGGUGCCAUCGACUGCCUCAAGCAGAUCGCACAGGAGCACGGUAUCAAGGGAUGGUAUCAGGGCAUGCAGGCACAGAUCACCAAGGCCGUACUUGCUCAGGCGCUGCUGUUCUUCUUCAGAGAUUACUUUGAGGUUUGGACUCGCCAGAUCCUCAAGGUCAGCAAGAAGACGGUCGUUGCAUGA
This is a messenger RNA of Mycosarcoma maydis (corn smut), 990 nucleotides long. RefSeq lists its product as uncharacterized. The record is from RefSeq and is a predicted model, not a curated record. NCBI's taxonomy places the organism in Eukaryota, Fungi, Basidiomycota, Ustilaginomycetes, Ustilaginales. Bases 1 to 990 code for a protein of 329 amino acids. The transcript has a single exon.